UUGUGUACAUUUGUCUGUGCUAGUCGCAAAAAGUAAUCAGCUGACCGUAGUAGCAGUAGUCGAAAUUAAACUCUCCAAUCCGAAAAAUAGAAUCACUAACUUUGGAACUUAGUGCCCCGAAUUGAUAAUGACCAUCACGACAAUCAUCACCGGUUCAGUUUCAGUGUGUUGCAAGCAUACCUCCACCUGAUAAAAUGAUCCGUUUCUCGCUGUAUAAACUGGUUAUGCUGUUGUUUUUCAUCCUUGCCUUCUACUACAUAGCCCGGUGGCAAAUUGUUUUACAUAAUGGCAACGAGUCACACCCCCAAAGAUUCCUGCACACAUGCAACGUUUCGGAAGCGUACCGUAACGAGUUGGAGCAAUUGUUCCACAGGGUUCACGAGAUCCUUGCGCGUCAAGGUGUGACGCACAUCCUCUGCUAUGGGACCCUCUGGGGUCAGAUUCGCAUGACAAAGAUGUUGCCUUGGCGCAAGAAAGCGGAGUUCUGCGUGUUCAAUGAGGAAUUGAUGGCCCGUGAAGAGGCGAGCUUUCUGCGGGCGUUCUAUAGCAAUAAUUUGAAGAUUUACUACAUUCACUCGGAAGGACUGUAUAGGAUAUUUGCGGAAAACCCCGAUGUGGGUCCAUACGUUGAGCUGAUUGUCUUCCAACGGGACGAUGCGCAAUCAAUGUAUAAACGAGUUGGCUGGAAGCGACGACUGUUGCCACCGCACUGCGACUGGACGCCGUCGUUGGACUGCUUUCCCAUUCAUUUGCUGGAAGCUUCGUUGCCACGGCGCAAACUGGGCCGUUACUUCUACAGUGUGCCAAUGGGAGGAAUCGAGCUGCAGAAAUACCACUACACGCAGAACUGGUGGAAGGAUAUUCGGGUGUUCAACUGUUAGAGUUGUCGAAUUGCGAAUAAAGAAGCAAAUGAAAUCUGCACAAUUGA
Aedes albopictus (Asian tiger mosquito) is the source of this 928-nucleotide messenger RNA. RefSeq lists its product as uncharacterized. NCBI's taxonomy places the organism in Eukaryota, Metazoa, Arthropoda, Insecta, Diptera, Culicidae. Bases 195 to 881 code for a protein of 228 amino acids. The transcript has 3 exons. The record is from RefSeq and is a predicted model, not a curated record.